This is a messenger RNA of Blastomyces dermatitidis ER-3, 458 nucleotides long. RefSeq lists its product as uncharacterized. The transcript has a single exon. The record is from RefSeq and is a predicted model, not a curated record. The annotation marks the transcript as partial. Lineage: Eukaryota; Fungi; Ascomycota; Eurotiomycetes; Onygenales; Ajellomycetaceae.
UUGAUAUUAUCGCCGAGGUAUCUUUUUGUAUUUUUCUGCCGGGGAUGGGCCAGAUUGGGAAGGGCGGUACGAGGGUGAGACUUGGCGUUGGUGUUUUGGAACAUCAAAGAUGGACAGGGUUUUCGCGGAGGUCGCUCCUCGGAUAUCUCCACAACUACAGGUCGGGGGUCUUCCAAAAUCGAGAAGAUUGGUGCAUAUGGCUAGGUCACUUCACCUUACAAUUUGUAUGGCACUCUGGCCCGGGGUUGUGGUGUGGUAGGGGAGAACGGGGGAUAAUCCCACACAGGAGCUUCGAACAACGUCCGGUUCACGUUUGGCUGGAUAACUCCACCACCACACGGGGUAUGCGGUCGGCGAUGGGGUCAAAAUGCUCGUAUGAUCGAGGGCUUUUCGAUGGAUCUAUCGGCGGGUUCUUAUUCGAAAAAUCGAGCGAGUUCGUGGUGGAGCGGUUGGCAUUC